AUGGCUCUGGAGACGGUGCCCAAGGACCUGCGGCACCUGCGGGCUUGUUUGUUGUGUUCGCUGGUCAAGACUAUAGACCAGUUUGAAUAUGAUGGUUGUGACAAUUGUGAUGCAUACCUUCAAAUGAAGGGUAACCGAGAGAUGGUAUAUGACUGCACCAGCUCUUCCUUUGAUGGAAUCAUUGCAAUGAUGAGUCCAGAGGACAGCUGGGUCUCCAAGUGGCAGCGAGUCAGUAACUUUAAGCCUGGUGUGUAUGCAGUGUCAGUCACUGGUCGUCUGCCCCAAGGAAUCGUGAGGGAGCUGAAAAGUCGAGGAGUGGCCUACAAAUCCAGAGACACAGCUAUAAAGACCUAG
Molecule: messenger RNA, 354 nt
Organism: Pipistrellus nathusii (Nathusius's pipistrelle)
Lineage: Eukaryota; Metazoa; Chordata; Mammalia; Chiroptera; Vespertilionidae
Source: the annotation of a GenBank genome assembly